AUGGUCUGUUCAAACAACGGUCAUUGUGAAUGCAACCGCUGCGUGUGCAAUGCUGGUAAAACUGGAGCUUUCUGUGGAAGUGAUGAAGAAAUCGCCGAGGUCAGAACCACCUUGAGUUCGUAUUUCGCACCCACAAAAACUAGCGCACAUCGUCGAUGCGUUCCUUUAUUGCAGGAGCGCGGCAAAAUUUGAAAUCUUCCUUUUCUCACCAAAAUAGCCAUAAAAUCGUAGUUUAUUACCUCGUUAUACUUUUUGGGGUUGGGAGAAAUCCAUUUCACUGAACUUUUUCAGACAACCUUGGCCCCGAAAGAAGCGUCGAGUGAGAGCGAAGAGGAUCAGAAAGUCGAUGGUGAAGACGCGGCUGAGAAGACUCUCGAAGAAAACGUCGACAAAGUGGACAAGAACAUCGUCGCCACCUCGGGAUCGGCCGUACACAAGCUCUCUGUAGCUCUUGCAGCUCUUGUCUUAAUAUUCGUUUAG
Molecule: messenger RNA, 480 nt
Organism: Caenorhabditis auriculariae
Lineage: Eukaryota; Metazoa; Nematoda; Chromadorea; Rhabditida; Rhabditidae
Source: the annotation of a GenBank genome assembly